Microdochium trichocladiopsis is the source of this 2458-nucleotide messenger RNA. RefSeq lists its product as uncharacterized. Bases 366 to 2243 code for a protein of 625 amino acids. The transcript is spliced from 2 exons. The record is from RefSeq and is a predicted model, not a curated record. NCBI's taxonomy places the organism in Eukaryota, Fungi, Ascomycota, Sordariomycetes, Xylariales, Microdochiaceae.
CGUGUUGGAUUCGCGCGCAUGGCGGCUGCCAACUCCAGAAGUGCAUGACGCUGGGGAAUUCGCUGGAAUUGCUCCUCCUCGUCAACUUGAUCCUCCUGUGGGCAGCCGCUGCCACAAUCACAACAAGCAGCUCCCCAGUCUCUUCUGCGUGACCAAUCCGCUGCCGGACAGGGAUCCAAUGUCGCUGCCUGUUGCUCCACGUCUUGCUAUCACUCCGGUCCAGAUUUCCCUUGGCUCUCAGUUGCAACCGAAAUAGUGGAGUGGCAGCGGUAUCCUGCAGAAAGUUGGUUUUCUUGGAGGGGAGGGAAGCUCGACACCAACAACCACGCCGAGUCCUCAAGAGGAGGCCGACAUUGUACCCGGCCAUGCGUCCAAAACAGAUCAUGCUGGCCAGCGCGGUCAUAUUCAUCGUCAUCUGCCUGGCUUCAGUGUUCCGGCUUAUACCAGCAGGAACCGUGGUGCAAGACUUCAGCGUCGGCAAUCCCUUGCACCACCAGAACAACCCAGAACACCACGACCCCAACAAUGCCGUCCCCGCGCCGAAGCCGCCUGCCACAACCCCCCCGCCGCCGGCGCCAAAGCCGCAGGAUCCAAUCGUACCGAAGAAGCCCAAGAGCGCUCCCGCGGGCGCCCACCCGAUAGCACACCUCGUGCAGGAGGCCGAACGCGAUUUUGCGGCGCUCAGAGCUCGCCAGUCAAAGACCCUCGAGCAGGCUGCGGCCGAGUACCGACGACGAUAUGGCAUGCCGGCACCGCCCAACUUCGACAAGUGGUUCGAGUUUGCCCACGGCAAGAAGGUCGAGCUCAUUGACGAGUUCGACAUGGUCCACGAGGCGAUCACGCCCUUUUGGGGCUUGAAGCCCGCGACCACGAGAGAGCGGGCGGCCGAGGCGCUAGGCUUCGACAAUGCUCUCCUGGGCAUACAGAUCCGUGGCGGCAAGAUCACACAUCUCGGGGGAGGCUCCGAAUGGCAGCAGAAUGCUACCGAGGGCAUGAUCAACAAGUUCGUACAGUGGCUGCCGGACAUGGAUCUUGCUUUCAACCUGCAUGACGAGCCGAGAGUGGUGGUGCCGCACGAGGACCUCGCCCGUCUCGUCUCGAGGGCAAAGGACAUCAACAUGCCGACGGCGAAUUCGAAGUCGAGCUGGAGAAACGAAUUUACCAAGAACCCCAAGGGCCUCAACGACGGGUCUCAAUUCCCCGAGGCGAAGCGCACACGCUUCAAUGUGUUUGCGCACCAGCCGACCUGGACGCAUUCGAGGCUUUCUUGCUCGCCAGAUAGCCCUGCAAGGGGCCUAGAGGAGGAUGAGCUGGCGGACGACGUGUCGCGGUACGGCAUGAGCGAGCUCGGCUUCAUCUACAAUGUCACCGCGAUGCAGGACAUCUGCUAUUCGCCCAGCCUGCAAUCCUCAUUUGGCUUCUUCGACCGCCCAAACGCCUUCAACGUCGUGCACGACUUGUUCCCAAUCUUCUCUCAGUCCAAGAUCUCCUCAUUCUCUGAUAUCCUGUAUCCUUCGCCAUGGUACUGGUACGAAAAGGUCUCCUACGACCCCGACAGAGACAUGGCAUGGGCCAAGAAGAACGACAGUCUCUACUGGCGAGGCUCAACCACCGGCGGCUUCAGUAGGAAUGGAGGCUGGCGGCGCCAGCACCGCCAGCAAUUUGUGCAGAAGAUCAACGCCAAGGACACUGCCAAAAUUCUUGUCAACGCAGGCAGCGCAAAGGCGCCGAAUUGGCAGCUGAAGGAGGUGCCCCGCGGCGAGCACCGGCAGCUCAUCGACGUCUAUUUCUCUCAUGUUGGCCAGUGCGACCCUGGCGACUGCGCCGCGCAGCAAGAGUUCUUCGAGAUCAAGGGCCAUGUUGAGCAGCAGGACGCAUGGGGUUACAAGUAUCUGGUCGAUCUGGACGGCAAUGCCUUCAGUGGCCGCUUCUACGCAUUCCUGAAGAGCAAGAGUUUGAUCUACAAGUUUGCCGUCUUCAAGGAGUGGCACCUCGAGUGGCUCAAGCCUUGGGUUCACUACCUUCCCCUGAGUCUUCAGGGCGAGGACUGGCUGGAAGCCGUACGAUAUUUUGCUACCGGUGCUGAGGCGCAAAAGGAGGCACAGCGCCUGGCGAUCCAGCAGAGCGAGUGGGCAAACAAAGUCCUCAGGCACGAGGACAUGGAGGUCUGGUUCUUCAGGCUGCUUUUGGAGUACGGACGUGCGAUUGACGACAACCGCAACGACAUAGGAUACGGGGCCUAGUGGUGUACAUAGACAAGUGCAGGGACAUGUUUGGUUAUGGUUGCAACAUAGAAUAGGACGCCUUGAUACCCUUGCAUGCUGCAUCACAAGCGGUGUUUAUAUAUUAGCGAAAAUAGAGCACUGACGCUUUGGAUCGACACUCGGUCAUUGCGGACUUUGUGUAGGAUGAGGAACACAAGAAUCGCGCAUUCUUUUUAACAUUAUCAGUGUACCGA